Molecule: messenger RNA, 1133 nt
Organism: Aspergillus glaucus CBS 516.65
Lineage: Eukaryota; Fungi; Ascomycota; Eurotiomycetes; Eurotiales; Aspergillaceae
Exons: 2
Coding region: 178-801 (207 amino acids)
Source: RefSeq, a predicted model, not a curated record
CGCUUUUCUCGGGGGAGCCUGAUUCUGCCAGUAUGCUUGUCGAAAUUUGAGUCGCUCUGGCCGGUUGACUAUGGAGGGAAUGUACCUCCAUCAGAGGGUGACACUUUGCCUGUAUACGAACCAGGGGAUAUAUGGGAUGAAGGGGGAGAGACAGAUGAAACAGAGGAGGAAGAGGAUAUGUCUAUGCUUGAGCAGGAGGAAGGAGAUUUACCUGCAGAUAGAUUGGAGCCAGAGGGAGAAGAUUGGCCUAUGGAUGAGCCAGAAGGACAAGCUUUGCCUACGGAUGAACCAGGGGCCGAUGGUUUCCAAGGUAGUUAUUACUUGGAUCAAUUUGUUUGCUGGUUCUGUCUACCCUCGGUUCGCCAUAUAUCGAUCUGGCUGCGGGACAAUGCGAGCAUCGAGGGUCUCGGCAACAAGAAACUCAACCUCCCCCAACUGCAAACACCCAUCUUAGCUCGUUCAACGGCCUCGGCGCAAUCCAUCGCCUCUCUACUCACCCAGACACAAUCUCUAAAAAGCCUCCAUCUGGGACUGGCAUAUGACUGGCACACACAGACAGUCCUCGAGGGCAGCGAGUUUAUCGCACAGGCCCUAGAAUCCAUUAGUGAGACCAUCGAAAAUUUCUCCAUGGAACUAGAAUACUACCCACGCCUCAAUGGCAGUCCCCACGACGACGAGAACAAAACACACCUACUAGUGCCAUUCCACGGCAUCCUCAAAAAAAUCCCCACGCCUCCAAACAGCCUAGAUACCAAUGCUCGUCCUUCUCGGCUUGAACUCAGACUUCGACAGUCCCGGUGAAAUGAAAGACCUCUUACCCAAAACCCUGCGUCGACUGGUCUUGAGGGGUAAUUUGAUGAGUGUUGAGGAGCAUGAGCACUGGGUUGGAUGGAUAGCGGACGCUGUGCGUAUCCAUCUCGAGGGGGACUGGAACGCGUCGACACCUCUGCUUCAAUAAGUGUGUGGUCGGAUUUGGUUUUGGUCUGUGAGAAAGCGGGAAUCGGGCAGGAGUUUAUUGCUGAUAGUCUUGGGUCUGGGUUGUGGGCUCGGGAGUUGGGUAUGGGAUGAGAUGGAGAUGGAAAUGUGCUUAUAUACCCUUUUUCUUUCGUUGUAUAUACGUCGGCUUUCAUGUU